Acipenser ruthenus (sterlet) is the source of this 2748-nucleotide messenger RNA. RefSeq names its product methylmalonate-semialdehyde dehydrogenase [acylating], mitochondrial. Gene Ontology annotation, cellular component: mitochondrion. Gene Ontology annotation, biological process: thymine catabolic process; L-valine catabolic process. The transcript has 12 exons. The record is from RefSeq and is a predicted model, not a curated record. Bases 157 to 1734 code for a protein of 525 amino acids. NCBI's taxonomy places the organism in Eukaryota, Metazoa, Chordata, Actinopteri, Acipenseriformes, Acipenseridae. Gene Ontology annotation, molecular function: malonate-semialdehyde dehydrogenase (acetylating, [NAD(P)+]) activity; methylmalonate-semialdehyde dehydrogenase (acylating, NAD+) activity.
CUUUUCUGGCGAAUGAAUGGCGGGUAGGAGGAUGUUAUUUUCUCGUUCCUCCCAGCUGGUCUGAAAGAGCCUUCUGCAGUUGAACUUUCAAAGGGGGAGGUCGGGAGAGUUAGGUAAUACCGAAGGAAAAAGACAUUCAAAAUUAUCCAUUUCACCAUGGCAACCUCAAUCAUGAGGUGUGUUUGGAAGAAUAGGGUACCUGUACAAGUGGGACGGAUGUGCUACUCCUCCUCAGUGCCUACAACCAAGCUGUUUAUUGAUGGAAAGUUUGUUGAAUCCAAGAGCUCAGAGUGGAUUGACAUCCACAACCCGGCCACCAAUGAAGUUAUCGGGCGUGUUCCAAAGGCAACCCAGGAGGAGAUGCUGGCCGCCGUGCAGUCCUGUAAAACAGCCUUCCAGAGCUGGUCUGGGACCUCCAUCCUGAGCCGGCAGCAGGUCUUCCUCCGAUACCAGCAGCUGAUCAAGGACAACCUGAAAGAAAUAGCCAAGAUAAUCACCCGGGAGCAGGGGAAGACCCUGGCAGAUGCAGAAGGAGACGUGUUCCGAGGACUGCAGGUGGUCGAGCACACCUGCAGCAUUACGUCUCUAAUGCUGGGGGAGACUCUGCCCUCCAUCACCAAGGACAUGGACUCCUACACCUACCGGCUCCCCCUGGGGGUGUGUGCCGGCAUCGCACCCUUCAACUUCCCAGCCAUGAUCCCGCUCUGGAUGUACCCGAUGGGCUUGGUGUGUGGAAACACCUACCUGAUGAAGCCCUCGGAGCGAGUGCCUGGGGCCACCAUGCUGCUCGCCAAGCUGCUGCAGGACUCGGGCGCCCCCGAUGGCACUCUGAACAUUAUUCACGGGCAACAUGAUGCUGUGAAUUUUAUCUGUGAUCAUCCUGCUAUCAAGGCCAUCAGCUUUGUGGGAUCAAACCAGGCUGGGGAGUACAUCUACGAGAGAGGGUCCAAGAAUGGCAAGAGGGUGCAGUCCAACAUGGGAGCCAAGAACCACGGAGUAGUGAUGCCCGAUGCUAACAAGGAGAACACGCUGAACCAGCUUGUGGGGGCAGCGUUCGGAGCUGCAGGCCAGCGCUGCAUGGCCCUCUCCACAGCAAUCCUAGUGGGGGAGGCAAAGAAGUGGCUGCCAGAGCUGGUGGACAAGUCCAAAAAACUCAAAGUCAAUGCAGGUGACCAGCCAGGGGCAGACGUGGGUCCCCUGAUCUCCCCGCAGGCCAGAAACCGCGUGACCGAGCUCAUCCAGAGCGGAGUGGACGAGGGCGCAUCCCUGCUCCUGGACGGCAGGAGCGUGCAGGUGAAGGGCUAUGAAAGUGGCAACUUUGUGGGACCCACCAUUCUGGCUAACGUCAAGCCUCACAUGAAGUGCUACACUGAGGAGAUCUUUGGGCCGGUGCUGGUAGUUCUAGAGGCAGACAGUCUUGACGAAGCCAUCGACAUAGUGAACAAUAACCGCUAUGGCAAUGGAACAGCCAUCUUCACCACCAAUGGAGCUACAGCACGCAAGUACACACAUGGAGUCGACGUUGGGCAGAUUGGUGUCAAUGUACCUAUUCCCGUCCCUCUGCCCAUGUUCUCUUUCACUGGCUCUCGAGACUCGUUCAGAGGAGAUACCAACUUUUAUGGGAAACAGGGAAUUCAGUUUUACACCCAGAUCAAGACUGUCACAUCCCAGUGGAAGGAGGAAGAUUCCACUUUGGGAAGCCCUGCUGUUGUUAUGCCCACCAUGGGACGCUAAGCACAGCUGCUACGAGAGGAUCCCCCUGCCAGACAGACACAAACACGCAUAAUACGGCCAUAGAAUCGCUGGAGGAAGAAAAUCGCAAGAAAACAAAACAAAUGAGCCUUAAUGUCGAGAUUGUAUCAAGAGGUGAUCAUGAUUGUUUAGGGGUUUGAUCCAUCCGUGUAAAGUUCAGUGUUCAAUGUAACAUCUGGGCCUGUUUUCAGUGGGGGGCGGACUGUGUUUGGUGCUUAUCUGUGAUUGUAGUAUGUAUUGAAGUUGUGAAAUCACCUCGACAUUUAGACACAUAUUGAACUCAAAGCGAGGACACAUGGAUUCUGUAACGCAAUGAAAACAAAUCUGUUUCAUACUUGUUUUAAGUCAGGAUGAUUAUACAGUAGCCCUUGCUCGUAGAAUGCAUUUGGCUUGCGGACUUGAGCCAAUGAAGAACUUUCACUGAAUAGCAUGUAUACAGUUGCUUCCUAGUAACAGUUUUGUUUGAUUAACUAGCACCCUUGGAUAAUAUAAAAUGAUAAACCUUUAUUAAAGUAAUUUAGUUCUACUUUUCACACUCUAUUAAACAAAUGAAAGAAUUACAGUAUGCUAUUGUUUCUCAGGGUGGGUCUUUACGGGUCAUUGCACUAGAACCCAAGACAUUGGGUGGAUCAUUACUAAGCUACAUUACAGAAAAGUUAUUGCCCUGUUUCAUAGUCUGUUUGCUUUAAAUCUCGCAUCAUAUGGGAGUUUAAUUGCACUUGGGUUUGGUUUUAAACUGCAAAAAGCUAAUCUGUGAAAGACAUAAUAAAGUCCAGCAGCAUUAGGUAUUGUGAUUUGUCCUCAAGCCAAGCACUUGCACAGCUCAUCUGUUUUGUAAAUGUUUUUUUCUUCCUAUAACAUUUUUAUUUUGCACAGUGAGAAAUAGCGACACUAUCCCACACUUUAAACAAAUGGUUUGUUUGUUGCACAGGUUUUGGUCCCCAGAAUAUUGCAAUACUUCUGACCAAAAAUAAAAUUGAUUUCUAAAAAUAAAAA